Messenger RNA from Colossoma macropomum (tambaqui), 5098 nucleotides. RefSeq names its product mucin-5AC-like. The record is from RefSeq and is a predicted model, not a curated record. Gene Ontology annotation, molecular function: protein binding. Gene Ontology annotation, cellular component: extracellular matrix. Lineage: Eukaryota; Metazoa; Chordata; Actinopteri; Characiformes; Serrasalmidae.
ACAGCAGCCUCUCACAUACAGCCUGGCACCCAUGGGUACCCUCACCAUGCUGCGAGUGUGGGUGCUGAGUGUGGUUACAUUACUAAAUGGAGCUUCAACACAGCAAACAGUGUCCCAAAGGUAUAUACUGCCAACAACACGGUUUAUACAGCCGACAACACGAAUCAUAGGUGAUAGCUAUCAGAGUCUUUACGGAAUCAACGUGGAUCACAACCUGCAGGUGUGCAGCACAUGGGGAAACUUCCACUUCAGUACAUUUGAUGGACAGUUCUUCCAACUGCCUUAUACCUGCAACCACAUACUGACCACCCUGUGUGACAGCACCAAGACUGACUUUAACGUCCAAAUGAGGAGGCAGUAUAUCAACAAUCUCCCCACCAUCAGCUCCUUCACCAUAAAGAUACAGGGGGCUGUAGUCCAGCUUCUUGGUGGCAACAUAACCAUGAAUCAGAAGAUUGUGGACAUACCAAGCAAUCAGAAUGGAAUUUCCAUUGAGAGAAUUACAAGUUUCAUUAAGAUCAGCUCCAAGCUGGGAUUGACUGUCUUUUGGGAUGAACGCAACUCUCUGUCGAUUGAGAUAUCCACAAAGUACAGGAAUCAGACCUGUGGACUUUGUGGGGACUUCAAUGGUGUCAAGAGCAAUGAGUUCAAUGAAAAGGGUGAGCAAAUGACAUCACAACAGUAUGGCCUUAAAUGGAAGAUGGAUGCACCUAAGGAGAUAUGUGAGGAAACGGCGCUCAAUACUAAGGAAUGUCAGAUUGAGAAAACCAAAUGUGAAAAGCUGCUUUCUGAUCCAGCCUUCAGUAGGUGUCGCAGACUCCUGUCCACUGAUGCGUUUGUGGAAGCCUGUGUUAGAGACAUGUGUCAGUGCAACAGCAGCCAGGCUGUGUGUGUGUGUGACACACUAUCUGAGUUCUCACGCCAGUGUGCGCAUGCUGGGGGCAAGCCGAAGAAUUGGAGGACCAACAAUUUGUGUGGUAAGAAGUGUCCAUUUAACCUGGAGCACAAGGAAUGUGGGAGCCCAUGCAAAGACUCCUGUUCUAACCAAGAGGAGAGCCAGGUCUGUGCUAAGCACUGUGUAGAGGGCUGUUUCUGUCCAUCAGGACUUGUGUUUAACGACAUUGAGAAAAAAGGCUGCAUCCCAGUUGAUCAGUGUCCCUGCAUCCACAAUGGAAAGAUUUACCAGCCUGGACAGUCAUACAAUAGGACCUGUCAAAAAUGUGUGUGUUCUAAAGGCCAGUGGAGCUGUAAGAACCUGGACUGCCCUGGCACUUGCUCUUUGCAGGGAGGGUCACAUAUCACCACAUAUGAUGGCAAAGCUUACACCUUCCAUGGAAACUGCCACUACGUUCUUUCUAAGGAUAAUAAUGUGACUGUAUUGGCGAAUCUGGUGCAGUGUGGUCAGACGAAAACUGAAACAUGUCUAACUGAGGUCAAGUUCAUCAUCCCAACAGCUACUGUUACAUUCUUGUCCAUUGGCACUGUACGAGUGAAUGAUAUUACAAACAAUCUUCCAAUUUUUGUUGAUCAAGUGACAAUCUUCAAGCCUUCUACGUUCUACAUCAUCGCCCACACUGCAAGCCUUCAGCUGGUGAUCCAAAUGGUUCCAGUCAUGCAAGUGUACAUUGUAGCCAGCUCUAAAAAGAAAGGAACAUUGAGCGGUCUGUGUGGGAAUUUUAAUGAUGUCAAGGCAGAUGAUUUCAAAACCGAAUCAGGACUGAAAGAGGGCACAGCCGCGACUUUUGCCAACACAUGGAAAGUUAUGACCACCUGUCCUGAUGUUAGUAACUGCCAUCAAGACCCCUGUAGUAUGAGUGUUGAAAAAGAGAGGUAUGCCAAAGAGUGGUGCUCCCUACUUACUGACCCAAAAGGAGUCUUUUCUCCCUGUCAUGUUGAGGUCAAUCCAGUGCCUUACAAAGAUAGGUGCAUUUAUGAUGCAUGCAAGUGUGCCAGAAGCGAAGAAUGCAUGUGUGCAGCUGUGUCUUCCUACGCCCAUACGUGUGCUGCUGAAGGUGUUCUGCUUCAGGGCUGGAGAAACACCACCUGUGAUUGUUCAGGCAAUAUGAAGUACUACUACCACCUGAGCAGUUGUGAGACCACCUGCCGCUCCCUCAGUGGAUAUGACUACACCUGUAAGGUGUCUCACACACCUGUGGACGGCUGUGCCUGUGCCAAGGGUACCUACCUCGAUGACAAGGGCAAGUGUGUGCCUGCCUCCAGCUGCCCCUGUUACCACAACAAUCAGGUUGUGGCCCCCUCUCAGGUCAUCAACAAGGACGGAACUACAUGCACUUGCACUCACGGCAAGUUAGAGUGCCUUGGGGAACUGAAAAUUGACUGCCCAGCUCCCAUGUACUACUUCAACUGCUCCAAAGCUGGACCUGGAGCAAAAGGUGUAGAAUGCCAGAAAAGCUGCCACACGCUGGACGCAGACCAGUGUAUGAGCACACAGUGUACAUCAGGGUGUGUGUGUCCAAAUGGUCAACUGGCUGAUGGACGGGGAGGGUGUGUAAAAGAAGAGAACUGUCCAUGUUUUCACAAUGGAGUCUUCUACCAGCCUGGACAAACUGUUAAAGAAGACUGCAACACAUGCACUUGCAGAAACAGAAAGUUUCUCUGCACAAGCAAAAAGUGUCCCAGCACUUGUACCAUCUAUGGUGAAGGUCAUUACAUGACCUUUGAUAGUAUGAGAUAUUCUUUCAGUGGAGACUGUGAAUACGUGUUGGCCCAGGAUUACUGUGGCAACAGUCUUAGUGGUUCAUUUCGUAUCAUCACAGAAAAUAUCCCCUGUGGCACAACUGGGACCACCUGCUCCAGAUCUGUCAAACUCUUUCUAGGGAACAAAGAGUUCAUACUGUCAGAGGAGAAAAUUAAAGUUUUCAGUACUAAUAAUGGCACAGAAAUCGCUCACAAAAUCUACACUGUGGGGAUUUACUUUGUCAUUGAGGCCAGUAAUGGUCUGGUUCUGCACUGGGACAAGAAGACAAGUCUAAAGAUUACACUCGAUCCUUUGUUUAAGAGAAAAGUAUGCGGACUGUGUGGUAACUAUGAUGGCAACGGGAAAAAUGACUUCGUGACUCGUGGUGGGGAGGAAGUGGUGGAGCCGCUUGAGUUUGGAAACAGCUGGAGAGUUUCUUCUGCAUGUCCUAAAGCCAGCAUUAUCAGCAGCCCCUGUAAUAUGAGACCACACCGACAGGCCUGGGCCAUCAAACAAUGCAGCAUUAUCAAGAGUGAUGUCUUUAAGUCAUGUCACUCCUUAGUGGAUCCAGAUCAAUAUUACGAUAUAUGUGUGCAAGACACGUGUGCAUGUGACACUGGGGGAGACUGUGAGUGUUACUGCACGGCUGUAGCAGCGUAUGCUGCAGCAUGCAACGAGAAGGGAGCCUGCAUAUCGUGGAGGACCCCAACCAUCUGCCCUUUGUUCUGCGACUACUACAAUGUACCUGGAGGCUGUGAGUGGCACUAUAAACCCUGUGGGCAAUGUGUGAAAACCUGCAGCAAUCCCUCAGGAGACUGCUUCAAUCAAACUCUAGUAGAGGGAUGUUUUCCCAAGUGCCCCACAGACAGGCCAUACCUGAACGAGGAAACCAUGAACAAAGACAACAACACGAACUACAACAGGCCCUACCACAAGAAGUUCAACAACACGUGUCUCAGUGUCCACAGCAACAACCAAACCUACAACAGUUGGCUCAACAACAUCAAGACCUCCAUCAACCACUCCAUCAACCACAUCAAGGACAACAACACGAACUACAACAGGCCCUACCACAAGAACAAAGACAACAACACGAACUACAACGGGCCCUACCGCAAGAAGUUCAACACCUUUUUCAGUGUCCACAAGAACAACCAAAACUACAACAGUUGGCUCAACAACAUCAAGAACUCCAUCCACUACAGCAAAGACAACAACACGAACUACAACAGGCCCUACCACAAGAAGUUCAACACGUUCCUCAGUGUCCACAACAACAACCAAAACUACAACAGUUGGCUCAACAACAUCAAGAACUCCAUCAACCACAGCAAAGACAACAACACGAACUACAACAGGCCCUACCACAAGAAGUUCAACAACACGUGUCUCAGUGUCCACAGCAACAACCAAACCUACAACAGUUGGCUCAACAACAUCAAGACCUCCAUCAACCACUCCAUCAACCACAUCAAGGACAACAACACGAACUACAACAGGCCCUACCACAAGAAGUUCAACAACACGUGUCUCAGGAACAACCAAAACUACAACAGUUGGCUCAACAACAUCAAGAACUCCAUCCACUACAGCAAAGACAACAACACGAACUACAACAGGCCCUACCACAAGAAGUUCAACAACACGUGUCUCAGUGUCCACAAGAACAACCAAACCUACAACAGUUGGCUCAACAACAUCAAGACCUCCAUCAACCACUCCAUCAACCACAUCAAGGACAACAACACGAACUACAACGGGCCCUACCACAAGAAGUUCAACAACAACAACAAUUACAACUCCAACAACACCUGCUUGUUUGCCCUUGACCUGUCAAUGCUCAACAUCAAGACCUCCAUCAACCACAGCAAGGACAACAACACGAACUACAAUGGGCCCUACCACAAGAAGUUCAACACCUUUUUCAGUGUCCACAAGAACAACCAAAACUACAACAGUUGGCUCAACAACAUCAAGAACUCCAUCCACUACAGCAAGGACAACAACACGAACUACAACAAGCCCUACCACAAGAACAAAGACAACAACACGAACUACAACGGGCCCUACCACAAGAAGUUCAACACUUUUUUCAGUGUCCACAAGAACAACCAAAACUACAACAGUUGGCUCAACAACAUCAAGAACUCCAUCAACCACAGCAAAGACAACAACACGAACUACAACGGGCCCUACCACAAGAAGUUCAACACCUUUUUCAGUGUCCACAAGAACAACCAAAACUACAACAGUUGGCUCAACAACAUCAAGAACUCCAUCAACCACAUCAAGGACAACAACACGAACUACAAUGGGCCCUACCACAAGAAGUUCAACAACAACAACAAUUACAACUCCAACAACACCUGCUUGUUUGCCCUUGACCUGUCAAUGGUCUGA